Molecule: messenger RNA, 1681 nt
Organism: Pimephales promelas (fathead minnow)
Lineage: Eukaryota; Metazoa; Chordata; Actinopteri; Cypriniformes; Leuciscidae
Source: RefSeq, a predicted model, not a curated record
UUUAGCCGGAGUCACACAGUUAACCAGAAAAACUGCCUUGUCCUGCAUUCGCCUGUAGUUUUACUCUUUUAUAUGAUAAGUCCAUAUGUGUUUUUGACCAAAUUAAUUGUAUAACCCCCCUCCCGUGCCUUUGAUAAGAUGUUGAGUAACUUUGGGCAGUGAAGGGCCGUGUUCAUCCUCGGUCAUGGACCCUCUGAACCAGGUCGAUGUCAUGCACCUUCAGGAGUCUCGUUCCUCAGCUCUGGAUCUGUCUGUGGGCUGCAGGCAAGGCUCACUAAACUCCAUGGAGGCUUUGGAUUUGGUCAAGAAGCCCAGCUGGUGUGGCAUUUCCUCAGGGAGCAAAAGCGCUAACAUGUCCGAGUCUCGGCCCGGUCGGUACAUCACUCGGCCCAGCAAACAGACUCCACCUGAUCACCCAGAACCAGGAUCAAAGCACCAUGGGAUUUGCGGGACAUCAUCCCAUGGCUCCUACUCUAUGCCUUUACCCCUGAUCAAUGGAUUGCCAUCCGUGGCUCACAUACUGUCUCAGUGCCCACCGACACACCAAGAGUUUGAGGAUGACACAGAUUACGACGUUGAAAUGGACGAAGUGUUGACGCAGGCGAAAAGAUUUCGCAAGAAAGUAUUAGAAAACCGCACACUAGGAAGUAGGAUAGCACACAAUGCAUUCGAGACACAUUCAUACUUUAGUGACGCACUGUCACAGACUAAGGGCUCAUCACGUUUACCUCAGGAUGCCAACGCCGCCGCACACACACUACGUUCCACCAGCUCAGCGGUUGAGUCGACUGCCAUUGAAACCCUCGCAUCCGAAUGUACCGCCGCUAAUGAAACGUCUCCCUGCUCCGCUGAAUACAUCUCCAGUGACGAUGACAGUGACGUCAUUGAGGUGCCGGUAAGCAACUCCAGAUGCAAGACCCCUUUGAACUGGCGCUCCCGAACUGAAAGUGUUAUCGUUAACGACAUGAGCAGUGGAAGACGAAACACUUUCUCCACGAAGCAGGAAGUAGACUAUGAUCAUCAAACAGACAAUCCCAGAAAUGUGAACAACGUCUACGCAAUUGAUCAACCGAUCUUUGAAGGACGUGACGGUAGGACUGGCUCCGGAUCCAAAUCGCUGCUGUCGUGGAUGGAGUCGGUCUUGAUACCCAUAUCCCCGCAGGACAGCGAUCAAGAAGACAUGGAUGCUGCUUAUUCCCAAAACUUCCCGUCUACCUCAGAUGGUGAAAACAUGAGCGUCUUAGCGUCUCCGCAGAUUGGGGCGUCUUCAACACCAAGCCAUUCCCGGAAGACUACGGCCUCGAAAAGUAGGAAGAGGACAAAAACGAGGCCCAAGCCCAGGUCCCAAUCCAGUUCCCAACCCAGGUCCCAACCCAGGUCCCAAUCCAGGUCCCAACCCAGGUCCCAAUCCAGGUCCCAAUCCAGGUCCCAAUCCAGUCCCAACCCAGUUCCCAACCCAGUUCCCAAUCCAGACCCCAACCCAUAUCCCAACCCAUAUCCCAACCCAAAUCCCAACCCAAAUCCCAACCAAAUCCCAACCCAAAUCCCAACCCAAAUACCAACCCAAAUCCCAACCCAGAUCCCAACCCAGAUCCCAACCCAGAUCCCAACCCAGUUCCCAACCCAGACCCCUACCCAGACCCAAAACGACCAAGCAGGCGAAGCCAUCACCAGGCAGUAG